Messenger RNA from Musa acuminata AAA Group (dessert banana), 2344 nucleotides. RefSeq names its product conglutin alpha 2-like. Bases 539 to 1711 code for a protein of 390 amino acids. The record is from RefSeq and is a predicted model, not a curated record. The transcript has 2 exons. NCBI's taxonomy places the organism in Eukaryota, Viridiplantae, Streptophyta, Magnoliopsida, Zingiberales, Musaceae.
GUUAAAAAGAUGGAUGGAACAUUGAGGCUUUGUAUUGAUUAUGGAUAGUUGAAUCAGGUGAUCAUCAAAAACGAGUAUUUUCUGAAGUAACGACUUGCUUGAUUAAUUACAGGGUGCGCAAGUAUUUUUAGAAAUUGAUUGAAGGUCGGGUUACCGUCUAUUGAGGAUCAAGGAGGAGAAUAUUUCGGUCACUCGUGGAUAAUUAUGUAAUUGUAUUGUAUUGAUGAAACUAUUUAAGAGUAGGAGGAGGAAAUAAAGAUAUCAUAAUCCUCAUCUUUUCAUCGAUUGAGCUAUGAUCAAUUUAGAGGACUAAAUUUUCUUUUAAGGGGGGGAGAGUGUAAUAUCCCUCGCUUUUAAAAAUUAUUAAUAAAGAUUUAUUUAUAAAUUGGAGGACCUAUAUGUAAAUAUAGAAAUUUCAAAGACUAAACUGUUAAGUUGUAAAAAGAAGUAAAUAAAGAAAAACCGAAAAUUUCGGUUUUAUCCCACCGCCUCCCAUGCACUCUCUAUUUCUUCGAGAAACAGAGAGGAGCGGUGGGGCAUGAGGAGUGAAGAAAAGAAGAAGAAGAGGGAAAAGAAGAGAGGAGGAAGAAGAGAGGAAGAAGAGGGAGAAGAGAAGAAGAAGAAGAAGAAGAAGAAGAAGAAGAGGAGGUGGCUGCAGCGAGGGCUGCAGCGAGGAGCUGUGGGGCGUGGGGAGAAGAAGAGAGGAAGAAGAGGGAGAAGAGAAGAAGAAGAAGAAGAAGAAGAAGAAGAAGAAGAAGAAGAAGAAGAGAGGAGGAUAGCUGCGGCAAGGCUGCAGCGAGGAGGUGUGUGGCUUUGGGGAGGAAAAGGGAAGAGGAGAAGAAGAGAAGGAGAAGAAGAGGGAAAAGAGAGGCAGCUGCAGCAGCCAGGGCUGCAGCACCUCUGUUUCCCGCAGGUGGAAACAGAGGAGAGGAUGUGUGGGGCGUUGAGGAUGAAAAGGGAAGAAGAAGAAGAAGAAGAAGAAGAAGAAGAAGAUAGCUGCGGCAAGGCUGCAGCGAGGAGAUGUGUGGCCUUGGGGAGGAAAAGGGAAGAGGGGAAGAGGAGAAGAAGAAGAAGAGGAAGAGAAAGAGGUGUGAUACCUCUGUUUCCUGCAGAGGAAACAGAGGAGAGGGUGUGUGUGACGCCGGGGAAGAAGGGGCUGCAGCUGCGGCGAUGGCAGCUGCAGCUGGAAGAGAAGAAGAAGAGGAAGAUGAGCAGGGGAGGAGGGAGAGGUUGCGGCCGUGGCUGCGGCCGCGACUGCAGCAGUUGCAGCGGGGAGAGAAGAAGAAGAAAGGAAGGAGAAGGAAGAGGAGAAGGGAAAGAAGUAGCUGCGGCUGCGGUUGUGGCAGCUGCAGCUAUGGCAGGGAAAGAGGAAGAGAAAAAGGAAAGGAAGAAGAAGAGAAAGGGAAGGAGAGGAAGAAGAGAGGAAGAGGAGAAGGGGCUGCGGCUGCGGCGAUGGCAGCUGCAGCUGUGGCAGGGAAAGAGAAAAAGGAAAGGAAGAAGAAGAGAAAGGGAAGGAGAGGAAGAAGAGAGGAAGAGGAGAAGGGGCUGCGGCUGCGGUGAUGGCAGCUGCAGCUGUGGCUGGGAAAGAAGAGAAGGAAAGGAAGAAGAAGAGAAAGGGAAGGAGAGGAAGAAGAGAGGAAGAGGAGAAGGGGUGGCAGCUGCGGCAGUGGCAGCUGCAGUUGGAAGAGAAGUAGGAGAGGAAAUAGAGUAGCAGAGGAAGUAGAGGCUGCGGUUGUGGUGGCUGCGGCCAUGGCUGCGACUGUGACUGCGGCAGUUGCAGCCGGCAGCCGGGAAAGAAAGGAAAGGAAAGGGGGAAAAAGGGGCUGCGGACGGGAUUGCGGCCGCAGCGGCAGCGACUGCGUAUGCAGCAGUUAUGUCUGCGAGAGAAGGGAAGAAGGAAAUAGUGCAGUGGAAGGGGGCUGCGGUUGUGACCGCAGUUGCGGUCGUGGCUGCGAUUGUGGCAGCGGCAGCGGCGGCGGCUGUGGCAGCUGCGUUUGGGAAAGAAAAAGAAGGAAUGAGAGUAAGAGAGAGCAGGUGACUGUGCCUCGAUGUUCGACACGUGAUGUAGUUACGAAGAAAGGAAGAAAACGGGAGCACAAAACGAAACAGAGAGAGGACACGGAGGAAAAGUAGAAAGAUUGGAUUGGCACCUUCCUUGGAUAUUCAGAUCAAAAUAUUUGAAAGGUCAGCUUGUCACUCUUCGAGAUGUUUGAUUUGGGCUGAGGCAGUGGAUAGCUAUUCAGAAUUAUUGGCAAGUCUUGUCGGUUGUUAUGCUAUUGUUGUAUAAGCAUAUUUUGUAUGUAAUGAAUUGUUUUGAUGAUCGAAAUGGAUAUACUGUGUAAAA